AUGGUGUCCGAGCUGCAGGCCACGAACUCGGUGGAGAAGCAGAAGCUGGAGUCAGCCAGUUCUGCUGCGGCCGCAGAGGCAGAGCAGCUGAGACAGCAGGUGUCUGAGCUGCAGGCCAAGCUCUCCGCAGAGGAGCAGCAGCAACAGUCGGCUGGCUCUGCUGCAGCUGCGGAGGUGGAUCAGUUGAGGCAGCAAGUGUCGGAGCUGACGGCCAGGCUUUCAGUGGAGGUGCAGCAGCGCGAGUGCGUCAGUUCUGCCGCGGCCGCAGAAGCAGAGCAGUUGAGGCAGCAGGUGUCCGAGCUGCAGACCAGGCUCUCCGCGGAGGAGCUGCAGCGGGAUUCGGCGGGCUCUGCAGCGGCCGAGCAGGUUCGUUUUGUUGUUCGAUGUAAUCGCUUCGCUCGUUUUCGCCAGCGUUUGCUUGUGAUUGCAUAG
Molecule: messenger RNA, 432 nt
Organism: Prorocentrum cordatum
Lineage: Eukaryota; Dinophyceae; Prorocentrales; Prorocentraceae
Source: the annotation of a GenBank genome assembly